Caretta caretta (loggerhead turtle) is the source of this 1822-nucleotide messenger RNA. Lineage: Eukaryota; Metazoa; Chordata; Testudines; Cheloniidae. The record is from RefSeq and is a predicted model, not a curated record.
UGCAAAACGUUGCAAGAACCUGCUGCUUUUGUAAAACGCCGCCCGCCGCCCGGUGGGUGUGUGUGCGACAGGGACCCCUUGCUGAGAUGACCCAGGUCUGGGCACCCCCCCAGGAGGGCACAACUCAAGCGCAACUGAGCCGGGCCACACCAGGAGCAGCCCCGAUCCCGCGGCCGAGCCCGAGCACAGCUUCCCGGACCCUCACUCCCCUCGGCAUCCCUGCAGCAGCCCACGGCAGAGGAAAAGUCCUCCAGCAGCCUAGACGGGUUUGCCGCCUGGUGUGCUCAAACCCACCCGCACUCUAUGGUGCGCGGGCACUUCCGGCUUCUCGGCCGCCGGGAGGAUGAGUGUCGCCGGGGAGCGGCCACGUGACGCCCCGGGGCUGGGGCCCGCCUUCGGCCCGUCGGCCCUGGGCACCAAAGAGCACUGGGAUGCUGCAUAUGAAAGUGAAUUACAGAUUUUUCAGGAGAGUGAAGAUGCUGGGGAAAUUUGGUUUGGAGAAGAAAGCAUGAUUCGUUUAAUCAGAUGGAUGGAAAAACAAAAGAUCCCUCUGGACAGCUCUGUGCUUGACAUUGGAACUGGAAAUGGUGUUUUACUUGUUGAAUUGGCAAAAUGUGGUUACACUAAUCUCACUGGAAUUGAUUACUCUCCUUCUGCAAUACAACUUUCUCAAAACAUAAUAGAGAAAGAAGGGCUAUCUAAUAUUAAAUUGCAGGUAAAAGACUUCUUGACUCCAUCAGCUGAGCUAUCAGGAUUUCAGAUUUGUAUUGACAAGGGAACUUUUGAUGCCAUAAGCCUUAAUCCUGACAAUGCAGCUGAGAGGAGGAAGCAGUAUGUGAAAUCCCUCUGCACGGUAUUGAAAAUGGAAGGCUUUUUCCUCAUAACCUCUUGUAAUUGGACCAAAGAGGAGCUGCUAAAUGAGUUCAGAGAAGGGAACACCUGCAUUCUGAGGUAUAGUUUUGCAGCUUAAGCUUUCCUCAAGACAAACUCCUUCCUAUAAAUCAUCAAGAACUCUGAGCAAGCAAGUCCUGAGUCCACCAAGAACUCUCUGCCUUUGGAGCAUUAUUGACUGGCUGUAAGUAGAUGGACAUCAUUUCACAAAGGUAGGCAUUGAUAUGGGUUUAAGUAAUAUUUGAAGUGUGCCUAUGCUUUGAAAAGUGUUUCUCAAUGGCUCUAUAUCAUAUUUAUUCUGUUUAUGGGAAAAAAGUUUUUCUAUUUGCCAGCUCAAUAUGGGAAGUCAAAGUCAAGCUGGAUUCUUCCUGGCUUGUGCAGCAUCCUUAGUAAUUAAGAGUCUGCAGCCGAAACAGUUCUGUAGAUGAUGCCCUUGGAACGGAAUCUGCUCACUCUCCCAUAGCUGUAUUGGCUCUGAAGUGUUACUGGGAGUAAAAAGUGGUAAAAUCUUAUUUUUGUCACCAAAGUGAAUAAACCAGACUCUGAAUACAGGUCUAUUCAGUAAGAAGGUGCCUUUUUACAAUCAUUUUUCUGACCAUAACUGCACUUUAAGUUGAGAUCUCCCAGUGGCUUAAGAUAUGAGUGAUUCUUUUUGUGCCAUUAUCAUGGUCCUCCACAAGAAGUUUCGUGCAUCCUGAACAGUGGUAUCAAAGCCAUCAGUGGGUUUUCCCAUGUCUCCUGUCACUGUUUCUGUGUCAGUAUCACAUAGCAAAUCAGAUAUUUGCAGGAGUCCAUGAUCCUCAUGGUCUAGUCAAUUAGAAAGCAUAGCUGCCACCUCUGAGUAGCAGCCCAACACUCUUCUAGUUUGCUGGGUUCUUAUCCAUCAGUUGGUAUUUGCUGCUUGCAGUUAUUAAUUUUGCUCUUUUUCCCC